Messenger RNA from Schistosoma rodhaini, 3898 nucleotides. The record is from the annotation of a GenBank genome assembly. Lineage: Eukaryota; Metazoa; Platyhelminthes; Trematoda; Strigeidida; Schistosomatidae.
AUGAAUUGAAAAAAAAGAUUGACAUUUUGUAAAUUAUACUACUUAAAUACAUUAACUUAUGUAUAUAUAUAUACUACUUAUAUAUAAAGAUUUGAAUCUAAAUGAAUGAAUGAAUGGAAUGAGGAAUAUUUAAUCCAGUUAUUAUUACUAAAAAUAGUAUCUAAAUUUGGAAGAUGAAUUCAAUCAUUAAAAUAUUUGGAUUAUUUAUGUUAUUUGAUAUUGUCUAUUGUGGAUUAUAUGAAAAACGUCUAUUAAAAUAUUUAUUCGAUUCUAGUCGGCCAGAUGCCCAUAAUCCAAUUGAACGUCCAUCAGCAAAUGAUACAGAAACAUUGAAUGUUAGUGUUAAAUUCUUUUUAAAUCAAGUUAUGGAUGUGGAUGAAAAAAAUCAAGUGUUAACAACGAUCAUAUGGAUGGAUUUAAUAUGGAAUGAUUAUCAUUUCUUAUGGAAUCCUAAAGAGUUUGGUAAUAUAACAACAUUAAAUUUACCAUAUACUGCUGUAUGGAGACCAGAUAUUCUAUUGUAUAAUUGUGCGGAUGAAAAAUUCGAUCGUACAUUUCCAACAAAUACAAUUAUAAAACAUGAUGGUACUGUUCAAUGGAUGCCACCAGGAUUAUUUAAAUCUACAUGUAAUAUAGAUAUUUUAUGGUUUCCAUUUGAUGAACAGAGUUGUAUAUUGAAAUUUGGUAGUUGGACAUAUUAUGGUGAUCAAAUUAAUUUUCAAUUACAAUGUAUUAAUGCUUCACAACCAGAUUGUACACAAGUUGGAACGGUAGAUUUAUCUGAAUAUUCACGUAAUGGAGAAUUUCAUCUUAGUGGUUCUUCAGUUCGACGUUAUGCCCAACGUUAUGAAUGUUGUGAUUAUGAUUUUGUUGAUGUUAAAAUUGCAAUUACACUUCAACGACGUGCACUUUAUUAUGUAUUUAAUCUUAUUGUGCCUUGUUUAUUAAUAUCUGGUAUGGCUUUAAUGGUAUUUAUGUUACCACCAGAUGCAGGUGAAAAAAUAUCAUUAGGGGUAACAAUUCUUUUAUCAUUAACAAUGUUCUUACAACUUGUUGCAGAUAAACUUCCACAAACAUCUGAAGCUAUACCAUUAAUUGGUAUCUACUUUUCAUGCACAAUGUUUAUGUGUUCAUUAUCGAUUGUAUUUACUGUACUCGUAUUAAAUUAUCAUCAUAGAUCAGCUGAUUGUGUUUCUGUACCAGCUUGGAUUAGGAAUAUUGUCAAUACAUAUUUAGCUAAAUUAAUGUGUAUGGAACCUCCAAAACGUUCACAAAUUAUAGAAGUUGAAGAUAUUUCAUCAUCUAUUAGUGAUAAUUUCAUGGAGAAUAUAAAAAAUUCACAAAGUGAAACCCUAUUCAAAGGAGAAGGAGAAGAAGAAGGUGAAAAAGGGAAAAAAGAAAAAGGUCAUGAAGACGAAAUGAAAUCUAAACCAUUUGUUAGUUGGAAUUAUGAUACUACUACUCAUAUUAAUAAUAAUAGUAAUAUGAAUCCUACUUAUAUGAAGAAGCAUUUGAUAACUAAUUCAAGAAUAUGUAUUAAUGGAAAUUUGAAAACGACAGCAACAACAACAACAACAACAUCAUUAAUGGAAAACAAAUUAAGUAGUAUAGAUAAUCAUCAAUUACAAAAUGCUUUACUUGAACGUACAUCAAAAAAUACAAUAGCCAAUGUUAUUGAUUUAGAAGAAGAUUUCCGUGCUACAGCACGAUUUACUAAUACUACUAAUAAUAGUAAUAUAUUAAUCAAUAUGAAUGAAAAACAAACAAUAUUGAACAAUCAUUAUCAUUCAAAAUUAGAAAAGAAUACGGAUUUAUUAUCAUCACCAUCAGGAACUAAUCAAUCAAUACCAGUACAAUCUCCUUAUCGAUUAUAUAAUUCAGUAGGUAAUUUUAAUUCAAAUCUAUUCUCUGAUGAAUUCAAUAAUAUAUCAAAUAAGAAUAAAUCGCAAAUUGAUCCAGACCAAUCAUCAUCUAUAAUAAUGAAUCCAUUUCUAAUAUAUAAAUCAGAUUUAGAAUUUAUUAUUACUGAGCUACGUUUUAUUACUAAAAAAUUACGUGAUAAUGAACAAGAUGAAUUAAUGAGUUUAGAAUGGAAAUUUGCAGCUCGUGUAAUUGAUCGGUUUUGUUUAAUUAUAUUUAGUUUAUGUAAUAUUAUUGUUACAUUUGCUAUAUUAUGUUCUGCACCUAAUUUAAUUGCUUCAUUUAUGCCAUAAUUAAUUUGACCUUUUACUUUUCUCUUCUUUUCUCUUUCUUUUCUUUUCUCUUUAUUUUAUUUUCUCUUCCCUCUUUUUCUUUCUUUUCUCUUUUCUCUUUUCUCCUUUUUGUUUUGGGUUAGAUUUUUCAAGCUCUAUAAUUUCUUUAAUUUACAUUUCUCUUUCUUCUUUUUCUUUCUUUUCUUUUUUUCUCGUUUUCUUUCUUUUUUUCUUUUCUCUUUUUUUGUUUUGGGUUCAAUUUUUUACGUUCUAUAAUUGCUCUACUUUACUUUUCUUUCUUUUUUCUUUUCUCUUUUUUUGUUUUGGGUUAGAUUUUUCACGCUCUAUAAUUUCUUUAAUUUACUUUUCUCUUUCUUCUUUUUCUUUCUUUUCUUUUUUUCUCGUUUUCUUUCUUUUUUUCUUUUCUCUUUUUUUUUGUUUUGGGUUAAGCUGAAGAUCCUUUUUUGUGUGUUUUUUUUUGUAUUAAAACACCAAAAUAGCCUUAAUUGAACUUUGAAUCAAUCAAAUAAAUAAGCAAAUACGAUUAGCUGAUAGCAACUAUUCAAUAAACAUUAUCCGGUUAUGAUAAUCAUAAACUACUUAUAUAUAGUAGUAUAUUUUCAAUCUGAUAUCUACUAUGUAUGUUAUAAGAAAGAAACAGAGAGAGAGUGAGAGAGAGAGAGAGAGACAAAGAAAGUAAAAAUUGAGAUCAUGAAUUAAUCAAUGUUAGAUCACCAUUCGAAAAAAAAGGUGGAAACAGUACUUGGAUACUAGUUCAACAAUGAUCAUGAUGAUGAUCUUAAUCAACAACAACAAAAAAAUCAUACCCACCAUCUUCAUAACCUUAUACUGUAAUGAAUAGAUCUUUCAUUUAGUCACUUCAUGGAAGUUAUGACUAUGAUUAGUAUUACAUUAGAUAACUAUCUUGUUCUUUCUUGUUGAAAUAUUACUGAAUUAGUAUAAUGUUUAUUAGAUAUUUUUUAUGAUCUAAAUCUUCUCCAUUCUCUCGUAUAAUUUUUUUUUUCUUUUUUUAAAACAUGACCAUGUAAUCACUAUGGUGAACUAUGAAAUUCAUUUGGGAUACAAUGAAAACUUUUAAAAGAUUUUUGUAUGUGUGUGUGUGUGUGUGAGUGUAUGUGAAUUGUCUUUCUGUUUAUUAUAUUGUAGAUAUUGUAUAAUUGAAUUCUAUGUUCUAUAUUCAAUAUAUGAAUUAGUUUCUUUUAUAUGCGUGUGUGUGUGUAUAUAUAUAUAUAUAUAUAUAUAUGUGUCUACUGCUGUCCUCUCCCCCUCUCUCUCUCUCCCUCUAUCUCUCUUCUCACACACAUACACACACACACACACUUUAUCUUUGUGUAUUUUUGAGGAGUCUGAAAUUGUACCUCCAAUAGUGUACUUAUUUAGAUCUGGUUUUUUGUUCUUCUCUAAAAAUCAAUAAUUAGGAAAUGAUUUUUUUUUUAAAAAGAAUUCAUGAUAUUCUUUCAAUCGAAUGUCUUUUUUUAUUAUAGUAAUAACUUCUCCAAGAUAGAUGGUUUAAUUAUGGGACUUUCAUUAUCAUUCUAUACAUCUUCAGUGCUUACUUUGUGUAUAAGUGAGCUUUCUAGUUAUUUUGCUAAUGUUAUAUCGGAUCAUUCAGAUGAUCUUGUUGAAGGAUAGAUUUUAAAUCAUCUUUUUUUUUAACUUUUGAAGUCAAUUUGAUCAUCAUUGUU